Paramecium sonneborni is the source of this 1067-nucleotide messenger RNA. The record is from the annotation of a GenBank genome assembly. NCBI's taxonomy places the organism in Eukaryota, Ciliophora, Oligohymenophorea, Peniculida, Parameciidae.
AUGAAUGGAUUGGAUGAGAAUUUUAUGAGGAUGCAAAUAUUUGAAAAUCAAGAAUAAUGCUUAAAAUUUUGGAAUUAAGUAAAUAGAUUAGAAAAUUACAAUGAGAAAAUUCGUAACAAAGAUUCUUAAUACUAUGUUUGGAUUGAAUUUAAUUUUCUGAAAUGUGUACCAUUAAAUAUAUUAAUUGAUGCGAUUGUAUAAUAAAUGAAAUAUUCUUUUAGGCUAAUAAAUAUUUAGAAGUUUAAAACAGCUAGAUCAAGAAUAUUUCAAUAGAAAUUUUAAAACAUUUUAAGAAACUGAAAACAUAGUCUAUUUUGCAUGGUAACAUUUUAACAAAAAAUAUAAUCAUUGAAUUAUAGAAAAAUUAGUUUUUCGAUUAAUCUAAAAAUGAGAUGCAAAUAAAGAAUAUAUAUUUUACAAAUUAUAACUUUUAAUAAUAGACAAAUGAUGAAUAAGAUAUUAAAAAUAUUUUUUUGAUAUUAUGGAGAUUAAUUGAUUCAGCUGAUUCUGAUGCUAAUUUUAUAAAAGCAGAAACUUUAGAGGAGAUGACGAUUGAAAAUAUUCUAAUAUCGAUAUAAAAUUUGUAAUUGAUAUUAAGAAUAUAGGUGUAUUCAAGAUGGAAGAACAAAAAGUACAAUAAAGAAGAUAGGAAGUUUUUUGAAAUAAUUGAUUGUUGAAACUGAUUACAUACAAAUAUUGUCAAUCAAAUUAAAAAACAUCUAACCAAUUCUUAAAUAAAAUAUCGAUAGCAUAAUUGAGAAUUUUAUCAAUCAAAAAAAGGAAGAUAAUCGUAGUAAUGUUAUGAAUAUAUAUAAGAUUAUAAUCAAUUGUAAUAAAAUUUGGAUUAAGAGAUAUCUUAGAAUGAGAAUGAUUUAAUAAGAAAUAGAAUAAAAUCUGAGUUAGAAUAGUAGGAUUAAAUUAUUAAAGAAUAAAAGAUCUUUUUAGAUAAGCUUAAAAAGAUAUCUUUACAGAAUUUUGUUGAGAGUGUUAUUUAAAAUAGCUUUUAAAUAAGUAAAAAAUAAUAAAAUAAAUAUUUUUAUAGUUAAAGAAGAUAGCUAAUCAAGUGA